AUGAAGCUGACAUCCCGGAAAUUCUUGUUCUGGCGUACGCAGCUGCUCCCAUUUCUUUGGAGCCAGGAACUCCUCGGUUAUGUAGAUGGUAGCCUGUCAUGCCCGCCGGCAACGAUCGCCGCCCCUUCGUCAUCUGCGGAUUCCAGUACCAUUCCGGCGGUCAGCGUUGUUCCGAAUCCAGCAUACCAAGUCUGGGUGAAACAGGAUCAAUUGAUUCUUUCACUUGUGAUCUCGUCGAUGUCGGAUGAGGUCUUGUACCUUGCGCUUGGCCGAAACAUGUCUGCUGCGAUGUGGGAGUCCAUCACCACGGCGCUAGGGUCCUCCAGCCAAGCUAAGUGUCUCAAUCUGUUGGCGCAGUUCCAGCUUCUCCGCCAAGGGAAUUCCACCACCGCUGAUUAUCUCGGGCGCGCGGGUGUGUUGGUGGAGUCUCUAAUCCAGGCCGGCAGGCCUUUAUCGUUGAUGGAGCAAAAUUUGUACGUCAUCCGCGGCCUGCGUCCGGAACUGAAAACGUUGGCGGCCUCCUUCACCUCCGGCAGUGCAGUCACCCUUGCGCAUCUUUCGGACUAUCUGCAAGCAAAUGAAUUCAUUCUGGUGGAUGAUUUCCCUGCUGCCGACGAAAUUGCUGCCCACUCGGCGUUCUAUGCCGGCAAUGGUCGUGGUGUGUCUUCUGGAGGCGGACGACAUCAACAACAAUCGGGUCGAGGCUCCUCGUCCGGUGGCCGUGGUGGGCGCGGUGGCCGGCAGAACCGAGGUGGCCGCGGAGGUCCUCGGUGCCAGAUUUGUCGCUCCCAUGGACAUUCGGCUAUGUACUGCUUCAAGUGGUAUCAUCCGCAACUGGCCGCGCCGCAAGCUCACGUCGCCGUGUCGGGCGACACUCCGCCGGCUCCGGACACCGGUGCCACCGCGCAUGCGACCCCCGAUACGAACAUGUUGGGGCAGUCGGAGGAAUACACUGGUUCUGAUGUGCUACAUGUGGGUAAUGGUGCAGGAUUCCAUCACCAAAGUGGUCCUGCUUAG
Molecule: messenger RNA, 1017 nt
Organism: Ipomoea nil (Japanese morning glory)
Lineage: Eukaryota; Viridiplantae; Streptophyta; Magnoliopsida; Solanales; Convolvulaceae
Exons: 2
Coding region: 1-1017 (338 amino acids)
Source: RefSeq, a predicted model, not a curated record